AUGGCUGCAGAAGCAAAGGCCGCCUGGGACGCACAUGUCGACACCAGAACAGGCAAAUCACUACCAAAGGCCGCUGAGCCGUCUGAACUGACUAAGCUGAGAAAUGCGCUUGGUAGCCCCUUCAAGAAGAUGGCCGGUCUCGUCGGCGCAGCAGCAGCGCCAGUCCCCGACACUGGAGAUGGCUCAAAGAUUGCGCCUGAAGACGAUCCCGCCGUUUUGAAGAAGAUUGCAGACGGCCUGGGCGAUCUAUCAUACCUUGGCAUCGACAAUGUAAAGACAUUGCUCGAGAUCCAGAAGGACAAGAUGAUGGGCGGAUACACCGACGACAAGACCUACCUCAUGGAAGGUCUCAUCCGGACAGCUGCAGCCCUGCCAGACGGCUCGAAGAUGCGAGACAAUUUGACCAACACAUUCGUCACACAGCUCUGGAACGAUUUGGAGCAUCCACCACAGUCAUACCUUGGAGCAAAGUACCAGUACAGAUCUGCGGACGGAUCCAACAACAGUCUGAUUCAUCCUCAGCUCGGUGCUGCGGGAACGCCUUACGCUAGGACUGUCAAGCCCUCCAUGAUGCAAACACCAGCGAGACCAGACGCCGGCGUUGUGUUCGACAGCAUCAUGACCAGAAAGCACGCCGAGCUGCAUCCGAACAGGAUUUCGAGUAUGCUAUUUUACAUUGCAUCCAUCAUUAUCCACGACUGCUUCCGCACAGAGCACAGCGAGGAUGGCCUUGACGCCAAUUCACUAACAAGUUCGUACUUGGAUCUGUCCCCUCUGUACGGAAGCAAUCAAGCGGAGCAGGACAAGAUGAGGACUAAGAAAGAUGGAAAGAUCCACCCAGACUGUUUCUCUGAGAACAGACUGUUGUUCUUCCCUCCCGGUGUAGGUGCUAUCUUGAUUAUGUUCAAUCGGUUCCACAAUCACGUCGUGGAGAACCUGGCGAAAAUCAACGAGUUGGGCCGUUUCACCAAACCUUCUGCGGAGCCUCCUAAAGUCAUCGGGGACGAGGAUGACAAGGCUAAGGCGAAGUGGGAUGCGUCUUGGGUCAAGUAUGAUGAGGACCUAUUCCAAACCGGUCGCCUGAUUACGUGCGGCCUGUACGUCAACAUCAUUCUCAUCGACUACGUCCGCACCAUCUUGGAUCUCAACCGAACCGAUAGCAACUGGCAGCUUAACCCUCGCGCUGAAGUGAAGGACCUCCCAAUGGGUAUUGGAAACCAGGUCUCUGCUGAGUUCAACCUGGUUUACAGGUGGCACUCUACGGUCUCUGACCGUGAUGAGAAAUGGACGAAAGAACUGAUGAAUAAAGUGUUCAAAGGACAGGAUCCCACAACGUUGACAAAGGACGAUUUCACGGGCAAGCUCCAUGAGUAUUACAAGAAAGACUACAAGGCAAACCCAUCGGAGCGCGACUUUGCCAACUUGAAGCGCAAUGCCGACGGUACACUUCCCGACGACGACCUCGUCCACAUCCUCACUCAGAGUAUCGAAGACUGUGCCAACUCUUUUGGUCCGAACAGAGUCCCUGCGGUCUUCCGUGCCAUCGAAGUGAUGGGUAUCGAGCAAGCGCGAAAGUGGAACCUUGGUUCGCUGAACGAAUUUAGGAAGUACUUCCACCUGGAACCGCACCGAACCUUCGAGGAUAUCACCAGCGACAAGUACGUGCAGCAGCAGCUGAAGCACUUGUAUGAUCAUCCAGACAAGGUCGAAAUCUACCCUGGUAUCGUGGUCGAAGAUGCAAAGCAAGCUAUGGCACCUGGUUCCGGUCUGACACCACCGUACACGGUUUCGCGUGCCGUACUGUCAGAUGCUGUAGCCCUUGUUCGUGGAGAUCGAUUCUACACACACGACUACAACCCACGAACACUGACCAAUUGGGGUUACUCACUUGUCAAUUUUGACACUGGCGUUGACAACGGCUGUGUGUUCUACAAACUCUUCCUCCACGCCUUCCCCAAUCAUUUCAAGAGCAACAGUGUUUACGUGCACUACCCGCUCACCAUCCCGUCGGCCAUGGAAGAGUCACUCAAGGAUUUGGGCAAGGCCAAGCUCUACGACUUCUCAAAGCCCAGUACAAGCUCGCACCCACAGCUUGUCAAGGAGUAUAAAGUUGCGACCGAGAUCAUGAAAAAUCAGGAGACCUUCAAGGUUACUUGGGGCGAAGCCAUGGAAUACAUUAUGGGUUCUGCUUCGAGGGACUUCAUGCUCGCUGGCGACGGCAAGAAGAACGCCGAGUCUCGCGAGAUGGUCAGGAAGGCCUUGUACGUCGCCGACUGGGACAAGGAAGUACGCAGCUACUACACGGCCAAGACACGUGAGCUUCUUGUCGAGAAGAGCGCAAAGAUUUCCAACUUCAACCAGAUCGACAUCAUUCGCGAUGUUGGCAACCUCGCACAUGUGCACUUUUGCGCUGAACUCUUCAUGCUGCCCCUCAAGACCGAGGAGCGGCCCCACGGUAUUUUCACAGAAGCUGAGCUCUAUCUCAUGAUGUCGGGCGUCUUUGCCCUCAUCUUCUUCGAUGUCGACCCCGCUCGCUCUUUCCCUCUGCACCUCAAAGCACACGAGGCUACAAAAGUCCUUGGUGACGUCGUCGCUAAGAAUGUCGAAGCUAUUGCACGCUCCGGGAUUCUGUCACGCAUCACACAAGCCAUCUGGCCCAAUGACUCCGCGCUCAAGAGCUAUGGUAUUCACUUCAUCGAGCGCUUGUUGAAGUCCGGCAUUGAGCCCGAGAAGCUUGUCUGGGGCCACAUCCUUGGCACAGCAGGCGGCAUGGUAUCGAACCAAGGCCAACUCUUUGGUCAAACACUUGAAUACUACCUCCUUGGUGCGGGCCACAAGCACUGGGCCGACAUCCAGAAACUCGCCCACGACGAAAGCGAACCCGCCUUCCAGAAACUCCAGCGCUACCUCCUCGAAGGCUCGCGCUUGGCUGGCGAAACAGCAGUUAUCCGUCAAACCGCCAAAGACACCACCGUCACUGACUCCGGCCGCACGCUCAACCUCAAAGCCGGCGACAAGAUCUUCGUCAAUUUGCGCGCUGCAUCGCACGAUCCCACCAUCUUCCCCAACCCCGAUGAAGUCGACCUCAACAGGCCGAUGGACAGCUACAUUCACCUUGGCUACGGGCCACACCAGUGCUUAGGGCUGCCAAUGGCUAAGGUCACAUUGACGUGUAUGCUGAAGGAGGUCGCGAAGUUGAAGAAUUUGAGGCCUGCGUUGGGCGAUCAGGGGAAGUUGCAUAAGGUCGAGAAGAAGAUGUAUCCGGGUGAGAAGUAUCCGUAUCAUGCGUAUUUGACGGAGAAUUGGGAUAUGUAUUUCCCGUUCCCUUGUGCGCUGAAGGUCUGCUGGGAUGAUUGA
Macroventuria anomochaeta is the source of this 3357-nucleotide messenger RNA. RefSeq names its product heme peroxidase. Bases 1 to 3357 code for a protein of 1118 amino acids. The record is from RefSeq and is a predicted model, not a curated record. Gene Ontology annotation, molecular function: peroxidase activity; monooxygenase activity; heme binding. NCBI's taxonomy places the organism in Eukaryota, Fungi, Ascomycota, Dothideomycetes, Pleosporales, Didymellaceae. The transcript is spliced from 2 exons. Gene Ontology annotation, biological process: response to oxidative stress.